Salvia hispanica is the source of this 1761-nucleotide messenger RNA. RefSeq names its product protein FAR-RED IMPAIRED RESPONSE 1-like. NCBI's taxonomy places the organism in Eukaryota, Viridiplantae, Streptophyta, Magnoliopsida, Lamiales, Lamiaceae. Gene Ontology annotation, biological process: regulation of DNA-templated transcription. Gene Ontology annotation, molecular function: zinc ion binding. The record is from RefSeq and is a predicted model, not a curated record.
AUGGAUUCUUCAUCUUAUUCCGAGUCUACGUCGACGAAUGGUGGAGGAUCUGUUAUUCCAAUUUGCAAGCCUGAGUUGAGGCCUUAUGAAGGUCAAAAAUUUUCUUCCCUUGAAGAGGGAAUUUCCUUUUAUGAAAAGUAUGCUCAGGAAGCUUGUUUUGAUUGUCGAAGAUUUGGAAAUAGGUCUAGUGGUGGUGUUGUUAUUUUUCAGUAUGUUGUUUGCAACAAACAAGGUUUUCAUACAGUUGAUCCGUUGGAUGUCGAUGUAAGUAUAUCUGAGGAUGGGAAUGUGUCAGAUGAUGAUGAAGUAUCUUCAAAGAAGAAACGCAGACGUGGCACCAAAAGUUUGAAUGGUGUUCAUCACAAGUUUGUUGAAGAUUGCACCAAAGCUAACAUCGGUCUUAACUCAACUUUCAACUUAUUAAAGGAGUUUUUCGGUGGUUAUGAUGUUGUUAGGUGUACGUUGAAUGAUGUUAGGAAUUGUUUUCGUGAUAUUAAAGAGAAACUGAAAGAAGUGGAUGUUCAAAUGAUCCUAAAUCAGAUGCAAGAGAAGAAGAGAAUUUGUGAAGGCUUUUUUUACAAAUAUCAAUUAUCACCUGAUGAUAAUAAGUUAGUGAGCUUAUUUUGGUCUGAUGCUGAGUCUCGGAAACAUUACCAUAUGUUUGGAGAUGUUGUAGCAUUUGAUACAACAUAUUCGACAAACAGGUAUCGUAUGGUGUUUGGUCCAUUUACCGGGAAAGACAAUCAUGGGUGUUCUAUUGUGUUUGGAGCUGGUUUCGUAUCUGAUAAGAAUUGUGAUGCAUUUUCAUGGAUUUUCACUGUAUUUGUUGAAUGCAUGGGUGUUGCUCCAAGAAUCAUAAUCACUGACCAAGAUUGGGGAAUGAGGCUUGCCAUUGAGAAGUAUAAUAAUGCCAUUGAUGCUCAAAGGAAUCAAACUGAAAGGCUUGACUAUUAUGAUUCUGUAAUCACUCCAAAAUAUGUCACUGAUUUAGCAUUUGAGAAGCAAUUGGCAUCUGUAUACACAGAUAGGAUGUUUAGAGUGGUACAAGAAUUGAUUUCUGAGGCUGAUAAGAGUUGUCGGAUGAUUAGCAUGUCCACAUUGGAGAACAUCGAGGUCUUCAAAGUUUCUGAUGCUAGAAAGAAGACCUUUACAGUUACACAUGAGAUAGAGACUAAGUCAUAUGAAUGUGAGUGUAAACUAUUUUUAAGGUGUGGUUAUCUAUGCAGCCACAUUUUUUUCAUCCUCAGAAAUAAAGAUGUCAACAAUAUUCCAGAGAAAUAUGUUGGUAACCGUUGGCUGAAAACUGAAUUACUAAAGGCGAUUCAUGGUCUCACGAGUGAUGAAAGUGCGUCUGACAGAGGUUCUAACAAAGAUGAUAAACUACAGAUUGCUAACAGGUGUCAUGGACGUUACUUUGGUCUAUAUCAGCGUGCUUUUAGGAAUAAAGAUCAUUUGAUUGCUUUGGAUAAUUUGCUUGCGGGUAUUGGUCCUCAAAUCUUUAAAGAAGACUGUGUUGGAUCGUCGUCAGUUGAUAAAAAUGAUUCCAUCACGAACAUAUAUGGUAUUGUUGUACCUGAAGAAAUAACUGCACAUGCUCCAGAUGUGGUUAGUACAAAAAGAGGUGCAAGUGACAAGAAAAGCAGGAUUAAGUCAAGCAUAGAGAAAGCAAUUGAAAAAGCAAAUAAACCUCAUAGGCGUUGUGGAAAGUGUCAUAAAGUUACCGAUCAUAAUGCUAGAAGUUGUGGCAGAAAGCAGACAUGA